Parus major (Great Tit) is the source of this 833-nucleotide messenger RNA. RefSeq names its product glycerol-3-phosphate dehydrogenase, mitochondrial-like. Gene Ontology annotation, biological process: glycerol-3-phosphate metabolic process. Bases 108 to 818 code for a protein of 236 amino acids. Gene Ontology annotation, cellular component: glycerol-3-phosphate dehydrogenase (FAD) complex; mitochondrion. Lineage: Eukaryota; Metazoa; Chordata; Aves; Passeriformes; Paridae. The transcript has 6 exons. Gene Ontology annotation, molecular function: glycerol-3-phosphate dehydrogenase (quinone) activity. The record is from RefSeq and is a predicted model, not a curated record.
CUGCAGGCGGAGGGCGGGCAGGGAGAGAGCCGCCCUCCCCUCUUUUCCUGCCGCCGGCCGGCGAGCAGCCCGCAGAGGACGCGGGCUCGGCGGCUGCCGCAUAAAAAAUGGCAUUUCAGAAGGCAGUGAAAGGAACUGCUCUCAUUGGAGGAGGUGCCAUAGCAACAGUUUUUGGCCUCUCUCAAUUUUCUCAGUAUAGAAACAAACACGGUGCCUUGGUGCAGGUUCAAGCUGCAGAAGGUGCUCCAGUAAGGAAGGACCAUCUCCCCACGAGAGAGCAGCAGAUUCUGGCCCUGCAGACCAGCGGGGAAUUCGAUGUCCUCGUCAUCGGAGGGGGAGCCACGGGCUGUGGCUGUGCCCUGGAUGCAGCCACCAGAGGACUAAAAACAGCCCUUCUAGAAAGAGAUGAUUUCUCAUCAGGGACCAGCAGCAGGAGCACUAAAUUGAUCCAUGGUGGAGUGAGGUAUCUCCAGAAGGCCGUCAUGAACUUGGAUUUCGAGCAGUACAGGAUGGUGAAGGAGGCACUGGAGGAGCGUGCACACCUGCUGCAGAGCGCGCCCCACCUCUCGGCCCCGCUGCCCAUCAUGCUCCCCAUCUACAAGUGGUGGCAGUUGCCAUACUACUGGGUUGGGAUAAAGCUGUAUGACCUGGUGGCAGGCAGCCAGUGCCUGAAGAGCAGCUAUGUCCUGACCAAGUCCCGGGCCCUGGAGCUGUUCCCCAUGCUGCGCAGGGACAAGCUGGUCGGGGCCAUUGUCUACUACGAUGGUGAGUGGCCUCUCUGCCUCUUGUGUGCUCCUGGGGUCUGCUUUGGGGGUUAAAACACAGCUGUCAGC